AUGAAGUUUGCCUUGUUCUUGCUGGUUGCCCUUAUGGCUGUCGCUUAUGUCAGCUCGGCCUAUUCCGACCGCAGGCAGUACGUUCGUAAUUACUACCACCGUGGAUACGGAUAUAGACGUGGAUACGGAUAUGGACGACCAUACGGCUAUGGACCUGGCUAUGGCUACGGAUCUAGACAUGGUUACUAUGGCUACGGAUCUAGACAUGGUUACUAUGGCUACGGCCGCCCAUAUGGCGCCUACCGUUACCGUUACCAUGGCAAAUAUCCUGGUCGCUGCGGACCUGACGGUGUGUACGCCAGAUCUGCCAGCUCUCUGGUCUUCUGUUCCAACGGCCGUGCUCUGGUCCAGAACUGCGCUCCAGGAUCUGCUAUCAGCAAGAUGCAACUAGGAAAAUACUACUCCAUGGCCGUCUGUGACGUCAACCUUGUUAAUUGGGGCUAA
This is a messenger RNA of Lingula anatina, 444 nucleotides long. RefSeq lists its product as uncharacterized. The record is from RefSeq and is a predicted model, not a curated record. NCBI's taxonomy places the organism in Eukaryota, Metazoa, Brachiopoda, Lingulata, Lingulida, Lingulidae.